AUGAAACCCUCAACAAAAUCGCGAGCCUCAUGGCAUUGGCUUGCUACACUCGGGACUGUUCUCCCGCUUUGCUUGGCCCAAGCGAACCCCGAAGUCAAUGUAGCAUUGCAGGCCUCUUUUGAUUCCUCGCCUUAUCUUGUUGAAUUGCUUGAGACUGCUGCCGAGGAGAAUAAAACCUCCUACUUUCCCCUACUCGAUCGAAUUGCAGAUGGCGCCUUCGAGGAAGCUGUUUCCGAAAAGGAGUUAUACGAUCGCUUCUUGCAGGUCAUUCAUGAAGAUGGACAUCUCCGGACCCCCGAGAGUCUCUCGUCAUUCAAGCUAUCGAUGGCCAUUCGAUCAUCUGCUCCUCGGAUUCAGGCCCACUACCAAUACUAUAAUACGUCGGUCCAGCAGUCGUUGAUGGUGGCGCAGGAUGCAGCUUGUCCGGUUUGGGUUCAUCUCAAUGGCAAACAAUAUUGCUCGUCUCUGAUGGAGCGCGCGCAGCAAGAUGUUAACGGUGACUCGGACCCGAAGGACCUUCCUUUCGAUCGUGUCUUUGGCGAUGAGUCGCUUCCACCUGCCGUUCUUUACGCGGAUAUUUCCGCACCGACGUUCAAGGAGUUCCAUGAGAAGAUAAGCGAAAUGGCGAGACAGGGUGAUGUUUCGUACCGUGUUCGCUAUCGCCCACCUCAGCACUGGGUCUCACGACCUCUGUUUGUAUCUGGAUAUGGUGUGGAACUUGCUUUGAAACGUACAGACUACAUUGUCAUUGAUGACAGAGACGCGGAGCGACUGAGUGGUUCCAACAGCGAUAAUGCCGAGAAAAGCUCGGGAGAGCUGAAAGAGGAUGCCACAGAUACCCUUCGUCCCCUGUCUGCCUCAGAGCUCUCACGCCUGGGCCUGAACACUGCAAGCUACGUAAUGGAUAGUGAGAAUCCUCUUGAAACACUGCUCAGGUUAUCCCAAGACUUCCCCAAAUAUUCCACAGCAAUCGCAGCGCAUAAUGCCUCGGAAGAAUUGCGUCAAGAAAUCCAUAUCAACCGGGGCCGUAUGAUCCCAGCUGGGUACAAUGUCAUGUGGAUCAAUGGCAUGCAGAUCGAUGAAAGGCAGAUUGACGCCUUCUCUUUGCUUGAGGUUCUCCGUCGUGAGAGAAAAUUGAUUGAAAAAUUCCGCAGUUUGGGACUAUCUGCUCAGGAGACCGUCAAGCUUCUGUCGCACAAAGCUUUGGCAGAGUCACAGGCCGAGGACCAAUCUCCUCGUUAUGACUAUCGAGACACCACAGAAGGUAAAGAUGUCAUUCUAUGGUUGAACGACCUGGAACAUGAUUCGCGUUAUGAGACUUGGUCUAGCGCUCUUGAUGGGUACAUCGCGAAUACCUACCCGGGGCAACUACCUCGAGUCCGCCGUGACCUGCAUAACGUCGUGUUCCCGGUUGACUUGUCCGUUCCGGAAGACGUACUUCUUGUCGUGAACCAAGUUCAGACCUUCAUCAAGCGCCUGAUUCCUAUCCGGUUUGGCCUGGUACCGACCGCCUCAUCUCCAAACGCCGUCUCUCAACUAAAGGUCGCGCACUAUCUUUACGACACUUUUGGAGUGGAAGCAUUCCUUCACUACUUGCAGGAGAUGGCCGCAGCAGGCAAAUCUGGAAAAGCUCUCAAAGGCCCCUUCAACACAGCUACGAAGGAACGGAAGCCAAUCUUAGAGAAGCAGACACUGUCUUUCGACAGAGUUAUGAAGAGUGAAAUCUACGAGUCUGCGACGAAGCGUAGCUCUGACUAUCAGCGGAGGCUGGGACUUGUUGGGUCUAACCCUCCCCUCCUCGUCAAUGGUGUUCCUGUUUCUCGGGAAGGCAAUUGGAUGCAGGAGCUGAGUAUGCUGAUUAGUAGAGAUUUGAAGAUAGUUCAGCAAGGCAUUGCUCAGGGUAUUUUGACUGAUGAUGCUUCACUGCCUGAGUACAUCCUCACUGGCGCUUUCGAGAGGCGGAACACUAUGAUCAUGCCCGAAGAUCCCAAAAGCGUCCGAAUCGUGGACCUUGCAACGAUAUUUGGUACUGAUCCAGCAACAUCGGCAAUAUUCCCCCGGAUUCCAACUGCUGAAGGAAUUCAGGGUGGCGUACAUGUCAUUGUCGUUGGCGAUUUCGAAACAGAGUCCGGGCUGAAGCUUCUUACCGACGCGCUGGCCUUCCGAAAUGAGAAUGAAGAGAUCGAGUUGUUGCUGGUGCACAACUCUGCAAGCCAGAGCGAACAGCUUUCGUCGCCAUUCAACGGACUUCAAGCGUCUCUCUCCAAGGCAAACGACAUCGAUCACUUGCUGGAUCUUCUUGCCUUCACAGAGACUGCACAGUCGCCUGCGGAAGACGUACUAGAAGUCCUUGGAGCUCAUCGACUGCUCGCCAAAGCGCUGGGCUUCGAACCGGGAACCGAAGGACUCAUCGUGAACGGCAGAGCUGUCGGUCCCAUACCAGUGGAUGAUCAGCUCAGCGUCAAAGAGCUCCAUCAACUUGUCAGUUACGAGCGAUCGAAACGCAUCGAACCUGUCAUCGAAGCCUCUCUGUCACUUGGUUUGGAUAAAAAGCUCACCGAGGCAAUCGAUAUCGCCAAGCUGACUUCUAUGGCUGCACUCUCGGCCAUCUCAAACGUACCGGCAGGUAUCUUUGAGAGCGUGCCUGACUUCCGCAUGAAUGUCGCAGACAAGUGGAUGACUGAGCAUUCCAUUAUCACUGUCUCUAAUUCCGAUGACCCGGCGAUCAAUGUGGGUGUAGUUGUUGACCCGGCGUCCGAGACGGCUCAGAAAUGGCUGCCGAUUCUGCGAGUGCUGUCUGAAUUGGCUGGUGUUCAGAUGAAGAUUUUCUUGAACCCCAAAGACGAACUCAAGGAGCUGCCUAUCAAGCGAUUCUACCGCUAUGUCUUGGACUCUGAGCCGUCCUUCACAGGCGAGGGAGCGCUCGUGUGCCCUGGGGCCUCCUUCAAGGGCACACCGGUCGAUGCGCUGUUGACUCUGGGUAUGGAUGUUCCCUCGUCCUGGCUAGUGGCACCUAAGGAGUCUAUAUAUGACCCGGAUAAUAUUAAACUCAGCACCCUGAAGCCUGGAUCCAACGUCGAUGCAAUAUACGCUUUGGAGCACAUUCUGAUUGAAGGUCACUCUCGCGACACGACCACCGAGUCUCCACCCCGAGGAGUACAGCUUGUUCUGGGCACAGAAAACGACCCUCACUUUGCAGACACCAUCAUCAUGGCCAAUCUUGGAUACUUCCAGUUCAAGGCUCAACCGGGUGUGUGGCAGAUCAAUCUCAAGCCUGGUCGUAGUGACAAGAUCUUCAAGAUUGAUAGCGUGGGUGGUCUUGGCCACAGACCCCAACCCGGGGACGAGGUCAACGAGGUGACCCUGCUCUCUUUCCAAGGACUUACUCUGUUCCCGCGUCUUUCUCGAAAGCCCGGCCAUGAGGACGACGACGUGCUUGAAACUGGGCCCCAGCCGGGUUCUACUCGCGACUACCUUUCCAAGGGUCUGAACUUUGCAUCUGGCGUGCUGUCGAGCGUUGGGGUCGGAUCCAAGUCGGAGGAGAAACACGCUGAUAUCAACAUCUUCUCCGUCGCCAGUGGUCAUCUGUAUGAGCGCAUGCUCAAUAUCAUGAUGGUCUCUGUGAUGCGACAUACCAAACACACCGUCAAAUUCUGGUUCAUUGAACAAUUCCUCUCGCCUUCUUUCCGUGCAUUCCUCCCGCAUCUCGCCGAAGAAUACGGCUUCACCUACGAAAUGGUCACCUACAAGUGGCCGCACUGGCUACGUCCGCAAAAGGAAAAACAACGCGAGAUCUGGGGCUACAAGAUGCUCUUCCUCGACGUUCUGUUCCCCUUGUCUCUGGACAAAGUCAUCUUUGUCGACGCCGACCAAAUCGUCCGCACAGACAUGUACGAGCUCGUCACGCACGAUCUCGAAGGCGCACCUUACGGCUUCACCCCCAUGGGCGACUCCCGCACAGAAAUGGAGGGCUUCCGCUUCUGGAAGCAAGGCUACUGGAGCACUUUCCUACGAGGCAAGCCUUACCAUAUCUCCGCUCUGUAUGUAGUCGAUCUCAAUCGAUUCCGGGCUCUCGCUGCCGGUGAUCGUCUCCGCGGACAAUACCAGAUGCUUUCCGCCGAUCCCAACAGCCUGAGUAACCUUGACCAAGACCUUCCCAACCACAUGCAGCAUCAUAUCCCCAUUCACAGCCUGCCGCAGGAGUGGCUGUGGUGUGAAACGUGGUGCUCCGAUGAGGACCUGGCCACUGCUCGGACGAUUGACCUCUGCAACAAUCCCAUGACCAAGGAGCCCAAGUUGGCUCGGGCCAGGAGACAGGUGCCAGAGUGGACUGUGUACGAUGAUGAGAUCGCGGCGUUGGCGAAGCGCGUCGCUACUGAGCAGGUCGGAUUUGUUCAGACGGGGGAAGACGCUGCGCAAAAAGUGGUGAUGGGAGAUCAGGAGGAGCAGAGUGGGGAAAACACCCGCAAAGAUGAACUGUAG
Penicillium diatomitis is the source of this 4482-nucleotide messenger RNA. Its product is annotated as putative UDP-glucose:glycoprotein glucosyltransferase. NCBI's taxonomy places the organism in Eukaryota, Fungi, Ascomycota, Eurotiomycetes, Eurotiales, Aspergillaceae. Gene Ontology annotation, cellular component: endoplasmic reticulum. Bases 1 to 4482 code for a protein of 1493 amino acids. The transcript is spliced from 4 exons. Gene Ontology annotation, molecular function: UDP-glucose:glycoprotein glucosyltransferase activity. The record is from RefSeq and is a predicted model, not a curated record.